Molecule: messenger RNA, 1903 nt
Organism: Paramormyrops kingsleyae
Lineage: Eukaryota; Metazoa; Chordata; Actinopteri; Osteoglossiformes; Mormyridae
Gene: npm3
Product: nucleophosmin/nucleoplasmin, 3
Biological process (GO): chromatin remodeling
Cellular component (GO): nucleoplasm; cytoplasm; nucleolus
Molecular function (GO): histone binding; chromatin binding; RNA binding
Source: RefSeq, a predicted model, not a curated record
ACGGCACUUGCAGCGGAUCGCGUUUUCUGUUGCUCGACAGAAACGUUUCUCUUGCCUGAGACCUGCUAUCCUACUUGCAUAUAAAAUGUCUUUGGACAAAAAAUCGCUAGAGAGCAGUAGUUUGGGCCAUACGGAAUUGGAAAGCUAUCCUUUCAGUUGUGUUUUAACUUCCCGACUCCCCUACUACACCUUCCACGGAGACCAGGAGGAGGAUGGAGAUCACUUUCUUGAACUCCAAACAAUCUGCCUGGGAGAUGGUGCCCAGGAAGAGAGCCAUGAAGUAGCUGUGAUGGCAUUGAAUCACCUGGGGAAGAAAGUGUCUGUCCCUGUGGCUACUCUUCACCCGUCAUGUCUGCCUAUGGUGAGUUUGGGAGGGUUUGAGCUGAAGGCCCCUGUGACGCUUCUUCUGAGGUCUGGAUCGGGACCCGUCACCGUGAGCGGUCUUCACCUUGUUGAGGAUGAGCAAAAAUCAGAGCCUGAGAAAUCAGAGGAGCAGGAGGAAACGAUGAUCCCUGUCAAGCGUGCCAAGAAGCCAAAAGUCUAGUUGGUGUCUAAACAUCAUCUCCACUUUGGGUGUAUUUCCAUUUUUUACAUUUAUUUAUUUACCAGAUGUCAGUAUCCCUGGAGAAAGUGGGGUUAAGGGUCUUGCUCAAAGGCCAAACAGUAAUAUGAUUACUGUGCCAGCCAUGAGUUUUGAACCCACAACUAUCUGGUCAUGGGCACAGAUCCCUAAACUACUGAGCUGUGUGUUGUCCCUGUGGUUAAGUUUAUUUUUCAUUUAUUUAUUUAGCAAUCACUUAUCAAAAAGUGACAAAAUUCGGAAAGCAGGGUCAACCGGUCCCUGAUGCAAUUGGGGUUACGGUCCUUGCUCAAGGGCCCAACAGUGAAAUCACUUUGCCAACCAUAGGUUUCAAACUGCUUACCUGCCAAUUAUAAGUACAGUAGAACAUUGGAAAUCGAACACCUCUUAACUCGCUCAACCCAGACAACGAACAGGCUUGUCGAUUUUUUUUUUUUACCUCAACCAAAAUCUUGGAACUCAACCGUUCCUAAGAGAACUUGUAUGGUUCAGAUGCAUUCAACUUCAUGAAUUCGGACCUCGAACAGGUCGGUCGAGAAAAAUGUAGCCACAGCUCGACCAAAAAACUGGAGACGCAACAAAACAAAACAGACCUGCUAAAUCUUGUGUGGAUCGAGAUGUGUCUGCCCUUCCAAACAAUAACCUCCCACUUCGAGUGCCAUCAGCUCACCUUAAUACAGGUAAAGUGCUCAUAAAUUAUCAUUUAUUUCAUGUUUAUUGCUUUUGUACGUAUGUGUACUUUUUCAUGUGUGUGUUUUAUUUUGAUUGUUAAUGCUUUUUAUCAUUAGACAGGUACCUACCUAGGUAUAAAUAAGGGGUCUGGACUGAUUAAAUUCAUUUACAUUAUUUCUUAUUGGGAAAUUCACCUAGGACCUCGACCAAAAAUGCAACUUGACCAGCCUCCUGGAACGAACUAAGUUUGUGUUCCAAGGUACCACUGUACAGUGUCCUAAUCCACUGAGCCGAGUGCAUUAUUUAUGAAAGUAGUCUUUCAAGUUUGCAUUUUAUAACAGAUAUAUAAUAGUUUAAGAAUGCAACAGUUGGGAAACUCAAAAGGAAAUCAAAUUUUGAAUGCCGUUUAAUUCAUGGUUCUUACAUUGUCAUUUUAUACAUGUAUUCAUAGUAGAUUAACCUAUCUUGUUUGAAAUAUUUGAAGGAUAACUAGGUAGUACCAGUAUUCCUUUACUGGAAGCUUUCAGGGAGCUGUAUUACUGGGGCCAUAUUGGGCAGGGGACAUGGCAGGUCCGAACAGAUGGACAGCUACUAAGAAUGUUUUUUUUUUAUUUGUACAUUGUCUAUAAAUAAACAUUGUUUUAUUCUUAA